GUUAAUAUAAAACUCUAGCUAGCUUAUAAUCACAGAACCCUUGUUCUCUAUUCUAGUGUUUGGUGCUUAAAGGCUUGUUAGACCAGUCCAAACAUGAAUUCGUCUGAGGCUGCAUCUGAUCAUCAAAACAAUUGCGGAAUUUGCAGGAGUAGCCUGACAAGAGGGCUAAGCGAAGCCAUCUUCACUGCCGAGUGCUCGCACGUUUUCCACUACCAUUGCAUUCUCAAAAAUGUCCAGCAUGGAAAUCUUUGCUGCCCUGUCUGCCAAGCAAAUUGGAAUAAGGAUAAUGUACCUUUCCAGGUUCCCCCUCCUCAGAACAACAACUUGGGCACAAUCCCUUGUCACUUCACAUUCCCAUCACAGCAGCCACCCCAUUGGUAUCCUCAGUACCCAUCCAUGCCAAAAGCCGAGUACCCUCCUGAGCCACCUACCUUUUGUGACGAUGAACCUCUCCCAUCGUGCACCUCAUCCAUUCAAUCCUCUGCCCCUCAGAAUAUAACAGUCAAGACUCAUACAGAGUCCUCUGCUAUCUCUUCUGCAGAAUCAAUCCCAAAUUUUCCCGUCCUUGUCAGCAUUCUUGCACCGCCCAUGCAGGAUUCUGAGGGACAUGGUCGUACACCCAUUGACCUUGUAACAGUUCUAGACGUAAGUGGCAGCAUGGAAGGCACAAAGCUUUCCCUUCUCAAGCAAGCUGUCACAUUUGUCAUAGAAAACUUGGGGCCUUCGGAUAGACUUUCUAUAGUUUCGUUCUCAUCAAGUUCUAGAAGAGUCUUUCCUCUCCAGAGAAUGUCUGUUGAUGGCCGUGAAAGUGCUGUCCUAGCCAUUGAGUCUCUUGGAGCAGGUGGUGCAACUAACAUUGCAGAAGGACUGAAGAAAGGAACUAAGGUCCUUGAAGAUCGUAGGGAAAGAAACCCAGUUUCCAGUAUCAUCCUCUUAUCUGAUGGCAUAGAUACAUACAAUAGAACUGCAAACCGACUGUUGAACCAGUUGCCUGAUUCAAUUCGUUCUAGCAACAUGCAACAUGAAAUCCCAGUCCACACAUUUGGAUUUGGCUAUGACCAUGAUCCCAACAUUAUGCAUGCUAUAUCUGAUCUGUCAGGCGGCACCUUUUCGUUCAUUGAAUCAGUUGGAAUGAUACAAGACUCCUUUGCUCUGUGUAUUGGUGGUCUUCUCAGUGUUGUGGCUCAGGAAGUUCGCCUAACAGUAAGGUCAGCAUCGCCUGGGGUGAAGAUUUUAGCAAUACCAUCAGGGAGACACGUGAAUGAGAUUUCUGAUGAGGGUCAACAAGGAGUUGUUCACGUUGGAAAUAUGUAUGCAGAAGAGGAGAAACAAUUUCUGGUCUACCUCUUAGUUCCAGAAUCCUCAGGUCCGUAUACUAAGAUGUCAUUGUUAGAUGUGUUAUGCAUGUACAAAGAUCUAGCUUCCAAUGAACUCAUCCAGGUGCAAGGUGCGGAAAUAGAGAUACUGAGACCCGAGGUUUGUUCCCCUGCUGAAAAGGCAGUGUCUUUGGAGGUUGAUCGGCAGCGGAACAGAAUUUUGGUGGCUGAAGCUAUUGCUGAGGCACAAAGGUUGGCUGAGAUGGGAAAUAUUGAGGGUGCACAGGCUCUAUUGGCUCAACGGAAAGAAAUUCUCUUAACAUCUCCAGCAUCCCAAGCUGGGGAUUAUCACAGUAAUUUGUUUGAAACUGAGCUUAGAGAAAUCAUGGAUAGAAUGGCAUCUAUGAAGUUGUAUGAACAAACCGGGCGUGCUUACGCUCUUGCAGGAAUCAGUUCCCAUAGGUCACAAAGGGCCAGUGCUAGGGGUGACACAAGAGCCUCCUGUCUCAAUUCGGGUUCAGUUGUCUCCAGGAGGAGGGGUCUCCGUAGCCGCAAAAGUACCUACAGUUUUGCUCCAGGUGAGUUGGGUCAACCACCUGCCGCAGUUGGUGCUUUCGAAACACCUGCUAUGGUCAGAAUGGUAAGAAAAUCACAGAAUAGAAAUCAACCUGGGCCAUACUAAGUCAGUCUAAGGUUCUAAGCUGCACUCCGUUUUGGCACUAGUAAUAAUUCUGGCAGAAGUAGUCUUCAGCCUGGCGUGUGUAAUAUGUUGUAAAUAGUUCAAGUUAAAAUGCCUUCUGUUUGUGCUGUUUGGAUUACCUUUGUUUGAAGCUGUGUCUUAUUACCUUUGUAAGACUAGAAAAGUCUUCUUUUAAUCGGAAGAUUGUGAAUUUUUUUACAAUAAUGAUUCUGCAUGUUUCUGUCA
This is a messenger RNA of Rosa rugosa (rugosa rose), 2241 nucleotides long. RefSeq names its product E3 ubiquitin-protein ligase WAV3-like. NCBI's taxonomy places the organism in Eukaryota, Viridiplantae, Streptophyta, Magnoliopsida, Rosales, Rosaceae. The coding region runs from base 94 to 1998 and encodes 634 amino acids. The record is from RefSeq and is a predicted model, not a curated record. The transcript is spliced from 2 exons.